AUGCUGCGCGCCAACGGCGGCAUCCUGGCGCCCGCGCUCUGGCGCCAGCUGUACGCCGGCGUCGUGGGUGCCUCCCUGCUGUCUGUCGCGGUGGGGGCGCUCUACUACUCAUCAUUCUGCGCCGCCAAGCGCCACCUGCUGCGGUGGACCGCCGACAACGAGCGGCGCGCGGCGGCGCGGGCGGCGGCGGCGGGCGCGGCGGACGCGCUGCCCUUGCCGGGGCUGGGUGCAGGCGGUGCUGCGGCGGCGCUGGCGGGGGAUCACCCGGCCCUCCACCACCACCCGGCCCACGGCCCACCUGUUGACUACCACCAUGACGCGGUUGUCGCCAUGGUGUGCUCGACAGAGGCAGCUGCGCGGCGCGCGGAGCAGGCUGCGGUGAAGAAGGCCGCCAGCCGCAAGGAGCGCAAGGAGCGGCGGCAGCGCGAGGCAGCAGUGGCUGGCGCCGGCGCUGAUCCAGGGCAGGCCUCGCUCCUGGCGGCCUCGGCGGCGGCCGAGUCGUCGGGUGCGGCCAGCGGCAGCGAGCGCGCCAGCGGCAGCGAGGUGGCGGAGGACGCCGUCAGCAGCGGCGGGCGGCUGCGCGCGAACAUGGCCGCGGCGACGGCGGCGGCGCUGGUGGGAGCUGUCGUGGAGGCGCCUGUCGAGCUGUUCAAGCACCAGCUGCAGGCCGGCCACAUCAGCGGCUCCAUCCUGGGCCACAUGGGCGCCGCCGUCAGGGCGGGCGGCCCCGCGGCGCUGUUUGUGUCGAUGCUGCCGUUCUGCAUGAAGUCGCUGCCCUUUGACUCGGUGGAGCUCCUCACGUACAGCAGCCUCUCGGACGCGCGCGAGGCGCUCGGCACGGCGCCCGCAGCGGGCGCCGGGGCCGACCCGGGGGCUGGCCUGGGGGAGCGGCUGGUCGCGGCGGCGCGCGCGGCGCGCGACCACCCCUGCCUGGACCUGGGCAUCGGCGCGGCGGCGGGCGCGGCGGCCGUGCUGAUCAGCCAGCCGAUGGACACGGUGAAGACCUGCAUCGAGACGGGCUCGCACCUGGCGGCCGCGCCUGGGGCCGCACCCGCGGGGUCGGGGCGGGCGUUUGUUGAGAUGGGGCGUCAGCUGGUGGCGAAGCACGGCCCUGGCGCCCUCUUUGCCGGCAUGAGCAUGCGGCUGGCGGAGCAGGUCCCCUCCACUGCGCUCUACUGGAUUGCAGUGGAGGGCACUCGGCGUGCGCUGGAGCCUUACGUUGCAAAGUAA
Molecule: messenger RNA, 1230 nt
Organism: Monoraphidium neglectum
Lineage: Eukaryota; Viridiplantae; Chlorophyta; Chlorophyceae; Sphaeropleales; Selenastraceae
Exons: 3
Coding region: 1-1230 (409 amino acids)
Cellular component (GO): mitochondrial inner membrane
Molecular function (GO): S-adenosyl-L-methionine transmembrane transporter activity
Source: RefSeq, a predicted model, not a curated record